Molecule: messenger RNA, 765 nt
Organism: Chironomus riparius
Lineage: Eukaryota; Metazoa; Arthropoda; Insecta; Diptera; Chironomidae
Source: the annotation of a GenBank genome assembly
AUGAAAGAUAUUUGUGUAAUUUUUCUAUUUGCUCUUAUAAUCAACGUUAUCAGUGCCGCACAUGUCCAAAUUGAUCGAAGUAAUUUGAAUCAAACAAGCAGUGAAGUUGACAAUGACGACAGCAUGAAUGAAGUUGAGAUGGAGUUCCUAAAGAAUAUCACAGCAAUUUUAAACGAGAGUGAAGGUCGUAGCAAGAAAGACAAAAAGAAAGUAAUAAAAGAAAUGCUUAAGAAGCCACAAAUUCCACCAGUCACUGGAGAUCCAGUUGAAGCUGUUACGUCUAGAAUUCCAUGUGAAUGCAAGAAUGGAAUCUGCAGUUGCUGCGUUGGUGGAUUUUUCUUUAGCAACAAAGGCUGCAUGAAGAUCAAAUAUAUCCCAGAAGACUUUGCAUUUGAGCUCAAAAUGAUGUUUAACGAACGUACACUUUACAAAAACAUAGUCAGUGGAAAGAAUCCACGUCCAAUUUGCAUCUCACCGCCUAGAUUCGGUGAAUUAGUGGAAAUGUGUGCUAAGUUCCACGACAUUUAUUUCAUUGGACGAAAUGUCCAUAUGUGCUUAGAUCUUAAUGUCAGUUUUGGUGACUAUGACUUGAUCGACAGACAAUUUAAUUGCAUGAAGUUCGGAUCUGAUGGAGUUGGACUUGUAUCACCUGAGGAUGGUGGUGGACAUCCAGGUUAUCCAGCUGUAAUAAAUCCUGGAACGGAUGCUGAAAUUGAUGCUGGUGGUGUUGACGAUAUCGAAGAAUAUGACGAGAUUGUUGGAUAA